AAGCUCCAUGUCCUUCCUUCUUUCUCAAUUGAAUUUUGAUGAUAUAUUUAUUAGUAAUGAAGGACGUCUUGGAUCUCAAUGGCUUGUAAAAGGCAUUGGCCCAUUCCCAGUAUUCACUAUCGCAAAGGCUUACUUCGUAUUUUCCUGUUCACACGAGUGGAGACAUGAAUAUUCCAAAGUACGUUGUAGAGCGGUACAUUUUUUGCACCAUCGUUCCGAUUCAUUAAAUGUCAUGUAAACAAAUAUUCGUCAAAUUUCUAAAGAAACUCUUGAAACGAGAAAAGACAGCAGUAUCGAUAUAUAUUUGCAUUAAAUUAACUAGAUAUCAUCUUAGCUAUAUAUAAGAGGUUUGUAUAUUACGCAGGAGACUAUUAAGGAGAUACAAUUCACACCUACAACUUAAUAUAGACAACUGUCCAGAAAUCUCCGCUAAAACUUCUUGAUCCCUUGUAAUUCUAAGGAUAAGUGUGCAUGAAAAUUAGUUUUUGGCUUGUAAAACCUACCGUGGAUAUUUUGGCCGAUUUCACUUUUUACUAUUCGCGUUCUUUCUCAAGCAUCCAAGUCCUUCUGGUUCACCGUCAAUGCUCUCCUGUCCAUUUGAUUGUGAAUCUCAAGGGUAUCACCCUAUAGAAUUAAUUCAUCACCUGGAAACGGUUCAUGAAAUUCCCUUGUCUCCUUUAAGUCCGAAUGCUUUUUUAUGCGCUCCUGAAAUCCUCCACCAUUUAAAAACCGAUAGAGCUUUAACAUAUCAUCCAAAAGAACUCCUUGAAAUAUCACAAGCGGACGCCUUAAAACGAGUCCUAAAGGACCAACAAAUUGAAAGAGCAGUUGGAAAAGAAAAACAAUUUCAGUGCCUUUUUUGCGAUCCAAAGUAUUUAUUCACACGUGACGAGUGGUUUAAACAUAGUUUCGACGUUCAUGAACUCAACAUUGGAUUAUCGGAUAAUGUUGUUUAUUUUGACUUGUUUCUAAGCAAGAUGAAAAAAGUACUACAGAGAUUUUUCUGUCUUUUCUGUUCCUCAAGUUUUACAAACGCUGACACUCUUUAUGACCACAUGUACAAAAAGCGACAUUUCAGACUAAAUUCAAAGUCUUCCAAAUAUGAUGAACAUUACAUAGUAAACUAUGCUUCUAUUAUAAAGCCUUUUGCUUCUUGUAGUGCCAAUGGACCCCUGGCAGAUGAGAACGAUUCAGAAACUGUUUCUGAUAUAAAUGACGAAGACGCAGAACCACUUAUCGCUAAAUGUGUGUUCUGUGAAGAACGAUUAGAACCUGAGGAAUGCAUUCGACAUUGCAAAACAAUCCAUAACUGGGACCUUCCCUCCAUUCAGAAGCUGUACAAUUUGGACAUUUAUGAUACAAUUCGCUUUAUUAACUAUGCUAGAAUCACCCAGUCAAAAGAAAUCCCUAAUAAAAGUGAUCCUCUGUGGACUGAAUCGAAAUGGCUCAUUCCAGUCUUGGAAGAUGAUGCACUACUAAUCUUUCUUGAUGAUGCUGCAGACGAUACAUUUUGAUUUUCUAUAAAAAAAGUAGACUACAUUAUCUUCCCCUAUGCCUGUUCCAUAUCCCUAAGUACCUUUCUUAUUCCUUCUUUGAUACGUACAAGGCCGUGCAUAUAAAUACAACUCGUCCAGAGAUAAUGGGUAAACAAUAAAACUACUCGAAGCUGUACUUCUUGGAGUGGUUCUAACACCCUUAAGAGACUAUGUUACGUGCUUCAAAUUUUGCAAACUCAAGCUUUCUUUGGACCUGUACUUACUAUUAGACGAACAUAUAUACGGGUCUUUGAAGAAGUUUGAAUAUUUAUAUUAUCUAUUCGAUAAUGUUUGUGUAUGUAAGGUAAUAACUUAGAUGAUGUCGUCCAGCGUUACGAUGUACAUUAAGAAACCAAGACUAUUCAAAAUUAUUUUUAAUGAAUGCUUAAAGAUCUGUGACAUAUAUGUUGCAGUACCUCGAAGUACCUAUGAUUCAGCUUUUUCGCUUUGAUAUGCGACAAGUAUUACAUCCUUUUCGGUCAAAAAUCAGUUAAGUUUCUCUCAUUUUGGUUAAUUUAUCUUCAGAGAGUAACUGUUUUAAAGUAUCGAGCGUAAGAAUGUAUGUAUUGAGUAAAGUGUUUAAUCAUCACUACGUCUGGUUCCUUACAUGUUCCCACCUUGGU
Molecule: messenger RNA, 2158 nt
Organism: Schizosaccharomyces octosporus yFS286
Lineage: Eukaryota; Fungi; Ascomycota; Schizosaccharomycetes; Schizosaccharomycetales; Schizosaccharomycetaceae
Exons: 3
Coding region: 582-1514 (310 amino acids)
Source: RefSeq, a predicted model, not a curated record